AGAAAGAAAUCCCUCUUUUCAGUAAAUGCAAUUCUACCAUGUCUUCUCCUCCACUACUCAGCUCCUCCCAAUAGCCCAGAUUCCCCACACAUCUGGUUGCUUUGGUUUUUCUCCAAAACUGAAUACUGCAAACGCCUAAGGAGGAAAGUGCGGAGGGGGGGCAAGAAAGAAGAUAUGGGAAGAAAAGCGAGUGGAAAAUAUUAUAAAAGCAAGGACAAGAGAGUGAAAGAGGAAGCAAGCAGGUCACAAUAUGGCGCUGUUACCAUUCUGCAAGACUCGUGCAGGAUCAGUCAGAGUGACCAGAAUACAGCUGUUUCUGUACUGUUUUCUCCUGUGUCUUAUCAUAUACUUCCUCAAUGGACGUAAAGCAGCUGUCAGUGUGGAGUCACCUCAUCCUAUCUUCCAUGCCUUUGGAAUGGACAGGGGAGAAGUUGUAACAGACAUGACAGUCAUCAAGGCAAAGGCGCCACAAACUCCUCUGGAGACACCUUGGGGUGCUCCUUUAGUGUGGGGUGACACCCGGAAGUCAGCUUUGCGCAGGGCUAAACUCGCACAAGAGGGAAUCCGUAUAGGUCUGCUGGCUCUCGUUGUGGGAACUUAUGCCCAGUUUGUGCAGCGUUUCCUCUCUUCAGCUGAAACCCACUUUCUCCCUGGUCAGAUGGUCACCUACUACAUUCUCACGGACAACCCCCGCACUCUGGAUCCCCCCAUCGAGUUGGGCCCUGAACGACAGCUGAAGGUGGUUCCUGUUGCAGAGCUGCCCGGGUGGGAGAGGUUGGCUCGUCGCCGGAUGGUCCUGCUUGCUGAUGCCAUCAGAAACCCAAUCAGCAGCGAGGUAGAGUACAUCUUCUGCGCCGACAUCGAUCAGGAGUUUGUGGCCCCUGUGGAAGAGGAAAUCCUAGGAGACCUGGUGGCCACGUUGCACCCAGAGCUCUAUGGGAGGCCACGAAAUGCAUUUCCUUACGAAAUCGAAGAGGUCUCAUCAGCUUCCGUGGAGGAGGAUGAAGGGGACUACUACUACACCUCUGAGUUGUAUGGAGGGUUGGUUUCUGAGAUGUACAAACUGGCUCGAACCUGUUCUUUGCUCAUUCUGCAGGACCAGGCUAACGGGGUUAUGGCCAGGGGCCUUGAGGAAAGUUACUUGAACCGCUACUUGAUCGAUAACAGGCCCACCUGUGUGCUUUCCCCAGAGUACAGCUGGUGGGACUCAGCCCUGGCUCCUGAUGUGCAUGUACAGAGGCUGAUAUCAUUGGGGAGGAAAUGUGAGGCUUAUGAUCAGCAGAAAGAGAAUCAAUGUUAGAUGUAGGGUUCUGCUGGCCGAGCCCAAAUUAUGAAUGUAGGUCUCACUCCAACAUGAAGAAUUAUUGUUUGAGCUAACAGUGUUAUGACAGGACGGGGGAUGAAGGGAGAAGAUGAAAAGAGGACACAUGUUCCAAUCAUCUUUAUUCAAUUUAUACUUCAUAAUUUCCAUUUUCUUUUCUGUUUUAUUAGCCAAUAAAUCUAGCCUGCAAUCACACAUAAGCAAACUGCACAAUCUGCUCUCAAUUAAAGACACAUUUGUGUGAACACUUUGUCUGCGUGCUAUCUCUUCCACAGCAGACGAAAAAAAGAAAUUGACCUGUCUCUUUAAACGGAGCACUGUGCUCUCCAUUAAUGUCAGCCUCGGAGAUACUGCUCCAGUGGCUUUGUGGUCAACAGCGAUAAGAGUCAACAGUGUAAGUGCACACUUUCCCCGCAGUGGCCAAUCAUUAACUGGAAGAGCUGCUGUUUCAAGGUCCUUAAAUACCAGGUGGGGGGAAAAUGGAUAUAACGGGAUGCUGUUUCUCCAGGGUACAGAAGCUACCAUGUUUAAGCUUCAGCUAACACUAAAAUAGUCUGGUGAAACUGGUUCAGGAAGUAAUAAAGGAAGUUUCAUAAAAAAAAAAUGAAUUUCCCCGUUAAGUGUUGGAGUAAAAGUAAAACUCAAAUGACCUGAAGUUGGUGGUUGUCUGCUUAUCUCUUUCUCCCUCCCACACA
Molecule: messenger RNA, 2016 nt
Organism: Anoplopoma fimbria (sablefish)
Lineage: Eukaryota; Metazoa; Chordata; Actinopteri; Perciformes; Anoplopomatidae
Product: globoside alpha-1,3-N-acetylgalactosaminyltransferase 1-like
Exons: 4
Coding region: 251-1300 (349 amino acids)
Biological process (GO): carbohydrate metabolic process
Cellular component (GO): vesicle; Golgi apparatus; membrane
Molecular function (GO): hexosyltransferase activity
Source: RefSeq, a predicted model, not a curated record